UAGUUCCCUGCCGCCAUAUCUGACAGCUAUCCAUCCCACAAUUCCCGUCUUGUCACUAAAAGCAACUUGGUUUUGAGGCCAAGAAGAAGUAUUCAGCCUUGUUGCCUUUGGACUUCGGAGAGCAAAAGAGAAGCGAAGAAAGAAGCGUUCUCUCUGCUGCCUUGUCAUCUUUGAACCCCAUCUCUUCCAACGCGUGUGGAUGUCCAGAGGAUGGCUGAGGAACAGAACCCAGCACCACCACCCCAAGAAGAGCAGCAGCAGCAUAGCCUACUCCCACCAACCUCCAAAAUCCCUCGCCUUUCAUCAGAUGCCUCAGGGGUGGUGACGAUGGCGGCUCCAUCGCCGCUGGGGCUGGGGCUGGGGCUGAGACUGGGGCUGGGGGGUGGUUACAGCAGGCCGGCUUUCACUUUUAUGCAGCUGCAAGAGCUGGAGCACCAAGCGCUCAUCUACAAAUACAUGGUGGCGGGCGUCCCCGUCCCGCUACACCUCGUCCUCCCCAUCUGGAAGAGUGUCGCCGCCUCCUCCUACGGCCCCCACCACUACCCCUCUUUCAUGGGGUACGGGAGCUUGUGUUUCGACUACAGGAAUAGCAUGGAGCCGGAGCCCGGGCGGUGCCGGAGAACCGACGGCAAGAAGUGGCGGUGCUCCCGGGAUGUCGUCCCCGACCAGAAGUACUGUGAGCGCCACAUGCACCGCGGCCGCAACCGUUCAAGAAAGCCUGUGGAAGCAGGAGCUGGAGCAACCGCCGCCGCCGCCUCCACGGCCACCACCACAUUGCAAGUCGAAGCCAACAACAAUGGUAGCAACACCAUCCCCACCACCACCUAUCUCUCUAUCGCCAUCCCGUCCGGCGGUGGGCUCCAUUUGAUGCCCACCACCAACUCCAGCAGUAGCAGCAGCGGCGGCAGCAACAACGUGUCACCUCCCAGGCUUGGCUUCUCGCCCACCAGCGUCCUCCAGGGCGGCACCGCUUGUAAAACCGGGCCUUCUUGAGAGUUGCGACCCUCUCUCUCUCUCUCGUUUGUCUUUUCUCCUUUUUUUUAUCUUGAUGUGAGUGUUGGAUGACACCAAGGUUUGUUUCUGGUGUGUCUUUUUGGAGAUAGAACCCCAGGGGCUGCGACCCUACCGAGCUUCCAUCCAAUGAGCCUCUUCUUUUGUUCCAUUGUCCUAGUAUGGCCAAAGACUGGUGUGAGUUGAGUUCGAAAUGGUGGUGGGCUUGUUUUGAA
This is a messenger RNA of Elaeis guineensis (African oil palm), 1226 nucleotides long. Its product is annotated as growth-regulating factor 12. The record is from RefSeq and is a predicted model, not a curated record. Gene Ontology annotation, molecular function: ATP binding. Gene Ontology annotation, cellular component: nucleus. Gene Ontology annotation, biological process: developmental process; DNA-templated transcription; regulation of DNA-templated transcription. NCBI's taxonomy places the organism in Eukaryota, Viridiplantae, Streptophyta, Magnoliopsida, Arecales, Arecaceae.